UCAUUUAUUCGCCAAUCGCAUUUUGCGCCCGAAAUUUUGUAUCAACGUUGUGGCUUAUUUAUUUUCAGUUUAAUGCAAUUUUCGGGUGAAAUAUAAGGAGAAAUCUAUAAUAAAGUAAAUCAAUUUUGUUUACGCAUUAAUAGCAAACAGCAGGAAUCUAGGCAAUACUGGAUACAAGCUGGUAAUUUAGAACUUUUGGUCAGAAGCGAAUCGCAAGAUCUCUGCGAGAGCAAUACAUCUCUGUAAUCAAGCUCCACAUUUACCGCCAUGGCGCAUAUACAUGACUUCGAGGAACUAGUAUUGGAUGCACUUGAUGUAGUGGAAUUUAAAUUGAUACGACGCAAACAAGACUUGGAAGAUGAUAGUCUUGUAUUCCACCCCCAGAUGGCACAUCAAAUAUUUGGCGAAUCGGAGAGCAUAUUCGGUUAUAAGGACUUGCUUGUGCGAAUACUAUACACAGCAGGACCACUGCACAUUUACAUUGGCAUCGAAUAUAGCAGCCGGGUUGAUGAGCUAUCAGGCGGGGCAUUAAAAGCGGAUAAUGUCGUGAAAACAAUAGCAGAGAAAUUGCCUGACGGCUGUUUCUUCAUCAAUAUGGAUGAAUUUUUAAAGACACUCGACAAAGCAGAUAAAUUUCAACCUUUCGGCGAAAAGUUGUCUGAACACAAAGUAAGCGAUGCGCAAGGAAAGGAGCGUUUGUUCGAAAUAUAUCACAGUGAUUAUAAAGCACCGGCAUUCUUGAAAUUCUUCGGACGUUUACAAACCUUCAUACUCUGGUUUGUUGAUGCAGCGUCCUAUAUUGAUGUGGAUGAUACGCAGUGGAGUUUCUUUAUUUGCUAUGAGAAGUAUAAAAAUGAUAAUGGCGACUACCAGUACGCCACCGCUGGCUACACCACUGUAUACGAGUACUAUGCAUAUCCGCAACAUAUACGGCCACGCAUCAGUCAAGUUCUGGUGCUACCACCAUUCCAAAAGCUCAGCAUUGGCACGCGAUUCGUUGAAAGUAUUUAUAAACAUUACCAGUCACAAAAAAAUGUUAUUGAUAUGACAGUGGAAGACCCAUCCGAUGAUUUUCAGCGUUUACGCAAUUUUGUAGAUGCACGUUUAUGCAUGAGAUUGAAAAGCUUUGCACCCGAUGAAAUUAAAAAAGGUUUCAGCAAAGAAAUGGUGCGAGAAGCGCGCGAAACACACAAGUUGAAUCCACGUCAGUGUCGGCGCGUCUAUGAAAUACUCCGCCUUUAUUAUACGAAUGUAAACGAUAAAAAUGACUAUUAUGCCUACCGCUUGGAUGUGAAGCGACGUUUGAAUGCUAUACAUUAUAAGCAGUUGAAUGAUAUCAAGAAAAUGGAAAAGGCAAAUGUGGAUACCGAAUGGUUGAGAGCGCGCUUGCCUACACAAAGUCAACGCAUCGAACAAUUACAAGAGGAGUAUGAGCAAGUAGAGAGUGCUUAUAGGCAGAUUGUUGAAAAGCUGCGUGCGAAUUAGAGUUACAUAAUAUUUGUGUUUUAUUAUUCAUUUUAUUGUCAAUGUUGAUAUCAAUCAGUUAAUUGUCCAACAUGUCCUUCAUUUUGGUAACACACUCACUUUUUUAUGUAAUAAAAUUUAAAUUAUUGAAAGUAAACAUGUUAAA
Rhagoletis pomonella (apple maggot) is the source of this 1630-nucleotide messenger RNA. RefSeq names its product histone acetyltransferase type B catalytic subunit (gene Hat1). The coding region runs from base 268 to 1485 and encodes 405 amino acids. Gene Ontology annotation, biological process: subtelomeric heterochromatin formation. Gene Ontology annotation, molecular function: histone binding; histone H4 acetyltransferase activity. Gene Ontology annotation, cellular component: nucleus. The transcript has 4 exons. The record is from RefSeq and is a predicted model, not a curated record. NCBI's taxonomy places the organism in Eukaryota, Metazoa, Arthropoda, Insecta, Diptera, Tephritidae.